Zingiber officinale is the source of this 2104-nucleotide messenger RNA. Its product is annotated as nucleobase-ascorbate transporter 6-like. Gene Ontology annotation, biological process: transmembrane transport. Gene Ontology annotation, molecular function: transmembrane transporter activity. Lineage: Eukaryota; Viridiplantae; Streptophyta; Magnoliopsida; Zingiberales; Zingiberaceae. Gene Ontology annotation, cellular component: membrane. The transcript has 15 exons. The record is from RefSeq and is a predicted model, not a curated record. Bases 284 to 1879 code for a protein of 531 amino acids.
AAAACCGGAAAGUCUGCAAUCUUCCUAGUCCUAGAGCAUGGCGAAGAAGCAAACCAUCGGGGUCCCUUUGCCUAAACUUUAGCCAUUAUAGACGCAGAUCUUGACUCCCAUUCAGUCUUCUGUUCUAGUGGUGGGUGCAUGCCGGCGAGCUGCUGCAUCUCUUUAUUGUUCAGCUAGGAACGCUUGGGAAGAGGUCGGUCUUUGAGUUGUGUGCAGUUAGUGUGCAUCAAUUGAGUGAGGAUUUUAGGGUUCUUAAAGUGGUUGUUUUAAGGCGGUAGAUGAGAUGUCUGGAGCAGCGCCGGCGCCGAAGCAGGAUGAGCUAGUGCCGCAUCCAGUGAAGGACCAGUUGAGUGUUGCCUACUGCAUCAAUAGCCCUCCGCCUUGGCCUGAGGCUGUUCUUCUUGGAUUCCAGCACUAUCUGGUUAUGCUUGGAACCACUGUUAUCAUCCCCACUGCGCUUGUUCCUCAAAUGGGAGGAGGAAAUGAUGAGAAAGCAAGGGUAAUCCAGACAUUGUUGUUUGUGGCUGGUAUUAACACACUUCUUCAAAGCUGCUUUGGAACUUGCUUGCCGGCUGUAAUUGGAGGGUCAUAUUCAUUUGUGCUUCCAACCAUAUCUAUCAUUUUGGCAAGGCGUUACAACAAUAUAGUGGAUCCUCACGAGAAAUUCUUGCAUAUCAUGCGUGGAACCCAAGGUGCAUUAAUUGUGGCAUCAACACUACAAAUUGUUGUUGGUUUUAGUGGACUUUGGCGUAAUAUAACAAGAUUUCUAAGUCCACUAUCAGCAGCCCCUGUGGUAGCACUUACUGGGUUUGGACUCUAUGAGCUUGGUUUUCCUGGGGUUGCAAAGUGUGUUGAAGUAGGGCUCCCAGUCAUCAUUGUUUUAGUGAUAUUUUCACAGUAUGUCCCUCAAGCAUUGCAUCAUAGGAAGCUGCCUGUAUUUGAGAGAUUCGCUGUGAUAUUUUCAAUUUUAAUUGUGUGGUUCUAUGCCUACCUUCUCACAAUUGGUGGGGCAUAUAGGCAUGACCCACCAAAGACACAAGUGCAUUGCCGCACUGAUCGUUCUGGACUUGUUGGUGGUGCUCCCUGGAUAAGAGUUCCAUAUCCUUUCCAAUGGGGAGCUCCAAGUUUUAAUGCUGGUGAAGCUUUUGCAAUGAUGGCAGCAUCUUUGGUUGUCCUUGUAGAGUCUACUGGUACUUUCAUGGCUGUAGCAAGGUAUGCAAGUGCAACCCCUGUGCCUCCUUCAGUUCUCAGUCGAGGUAUUGGUUGGCAGGGUAUUGGUAUCUUGUUGGAUGGAUUCUUUGGAACAGCAAAUGGUUCAACAGUGUCAGUUGAAAAUGCUGGUUUGCUGGCCUUGACAAAUAUUGGCAGUCGCAGAGUUGUGCAAAUAUCUGCUGGAUUUAUGAUCUUCUUUUCCAUCCUUGGGAAAUUUGGAGCAGUUUUUGCUUCCAUUCCUGCACCAAUCUUCGCAGCCCUUUACUGUGUUUUGUUUGCAUAUGUUGGUUCCGCGGGCCUCAGUUUCCUUCAGUUUUGUAAUCUCAACAGCUUCCGCACCAAGUUCAUCCUAGGAUUCUCUGUUUUCAUGGGUUUGUCCGUUCCCCAGUACUUCAAUGAAUACACUUCUGUUGCUGGUCAUGGCCCAGUCCACACCGGGGCGAGAUGGUUCAACGAUAUCGUCAAUGUGAUAUUCUCUUCAAAACCAUUUGUUGCGGGGCUUGUGGCUUAUUUCUUGGACAAUACCCUCCAUAGGCACGACAGCAAUGUGAGGAAAGACAGGGGUUACCAUUGGUGGCACAAAUUCCGUUCCUACAAGGGCGAUACAAGAACUGACGAAUUCUACAAAUUGCCAUUUAAUCUCAAUAAGUUCUUUCCAUCAGUGUGAGCUCAAUCCUUAUGCACAGUGUGUCAACUUGUCUCUUCAGCUAAUUCUUGGAUCAUGUAUUGCAUCACCUUCUUCGCUUAGUGGCCCAUGAGAAACACUUAGUGUUUCUGUAUCGCAAGAUCUCUCUGGUUUUCAUUUAAAUACAUGUUUAAUCUGCAUAUUUCAUAGUUGAUAUGGUUCUGUGUGGAACAUAUUCUAUCUUAAUUAGCUUAAUCUGCUUCACUA